Molecule: messenger RNA, 612 nt
Organism: Tricharina praecox
Lineage: Eukaryota; Fungi; Ascomycota; Pezizomycetes; Pezizales; Pyronemataceae
Exons: 1
Coding region: 236-532 (98 amino acids)
Source: RefSeq, a predicted model, not a curated record
AGCUACGGCUACGGCGGGGGAGGUGGAGGUGGAAGUGCAGGUGCAGGUGCCGGUGCCGGUGCGGGUGCAGGAAACGCGGUACGGAACAGUGCCGUGACCGAGUUUGAGGAGGACUGGAGCGGCAGUGGUAGUGGCAGCUCGGAGUGGACGGAUGAUGAGCGGCAUCAUGCUGAGAGUGUUAGUGAGUGUGAGAGUACCAGUGGUAGUGGUAGCGGGGAGGUGAACAGGUACUGGAAUGUCGAUCUCAGGGAGCAGGAGGAAAGGUAUCCGUAUGAGGUGCGGCAGCAGCGGCGGCUGCCCGGGCCGAGUGAGCAGUACGGGUAUCGUUACGGGUACGGGAGGAGUUGGGGGGCGUAGAUGGUAUCUUCUUGGAGUUUUUUUCCUUGCGUUGGUGGUGGUUGUCUCUGCUUUUUUGUUUUCUGCUGCAUCUGCAUAUUCUCGAGUUUUGUCUGCGGUUGGGCGUUGGGGGUUUUGCUUUUGCUUUUGCUUUGGUUGGGUUAUGAUCAUGAUCGGUGUACGCAUACAGUGGUGAUCCGUGGAGAGAAGAGGAUUGUACGUUUAGUUGAUGUGGGGGCUGGAUAUCUACAGUAAUAGAGUAACAAGGAAAGAAAC